AUGGCUAGUAUGCUGCAUUCAAUGGAAGAGCUCUCUAUUCAAAAAACACAGGGAGAGUUAAAUAAGCUGAAAGGAAGAAUCGAGCAGAAAGAAUUGGAUAGUUUUGAUGAAGGGGAGUUCUUUGACUUUGGCAUGGUGACUGUGACGGAUUCCGAUGCCAAGGAUUCGCGACCAGACAUUACAGUGGUGCACCUUGUUGGAGGAACCAUUGAACAACCCACCAUCGAAUAUGUGCGGAGCAAAACAAAGGGAGCAGAGGGAGUUGAUGAGAUUAUGCGAUUGAGGACUCUCUUGAGUCAAUACGCGGCUAGGGCGGGAAUCAAGAUAAUUCAUCGCUGUGGGCUCCUCAUUGGCGAAUUCAAGCGGUCACCUCCACGUGGAGAUGCUGAUAUUGUUGGGGUCACCGAGAUCUUAGAGAUCCAGACGGAGGAUGUGCCAGAUGCCGAUGAGGACACAUUCAAUCCUACUACCGGUGAAUCUUGGGAGGGCAGCCUUCUAGCCCUUCUUUCAGAGGCUAUUGAGGACACAAUGCGCUACUGCGCAGUACACUUUCUAAUCUAUCCUACAGCCGUGGAGGUCAUCGCCUUGGCGAGUGCUGGUCCAUUCUGGAAAUGGGCCACUAUCAGGCGAGGCGACGUUCCUGAAUAUGAGUGGUUGGAGGAGGUUCCUCGGACGGAUGAAAAGAAUGAGAAGUUGCGGAACGACUUUGGAGGUCACUUUGGACCUGAGUUCUUCAUUCUGGCAACACGACAAUCUGAUGCCGAGAUCAACAAAAUGCGUGAUGUCAUGUUCACGCUCAUCAACCAAUCUCAUCAGGAGUAUCCGCCAUCACCAACCGAUCUUAACUUUACCUUGAUACCUGAUGAGCCAAAAUUACAAUACCAAUACCAGUAG
Laccaria bicolor S238N-H82 is the source of this 894-nucleotide messenger RNA. RefSeq lists its product as uncharacterized. The record is from RefSeq and is a predicted model, not a curated record. The transcript is spliced from 2 exons. Bases 1 to 894 code for a protein of 297 amino acids. Lineage: Eukaryota; Fungi; Basidiomycota; Agaricomycetes; Agaricales; Hydnangiaceae.